AGGAGAGAGGAGCGAACGCGCGGCAAUGGCGGCGGCGCCGGCCCUGAAGCACUGGCGCACUACGCUGGAGCGAGUGGAGAAAUUCGUGUCGCCGCUCUACUUUACCGAUUGUAAUCUCCGCGGCAGGCUCUUCGGAGACAGCUGCCCAGUGGCCGAGCUCUCCAGCUUCUUGACGCCCGAAAGACUUCCCUACCAGGAGGCAGUCCAGCAGGACUUCCGCCCCGCGCAGGUCGGCGACAGCUUCGGACCCACAUGGUGGACCUGUUGGUUCCGUGUAGAGCUGACCAUCCCAGAGGCAUGGGUAGGUCAGGAAGUUCACCUUCGCUGGGAAAGUGAUGGAGAAGGCCUGGUGUGGCGUGAUGGGGAACCUGUCCAGGGUUUGACCAAAGAGGGAAAGAAAACCAGCUACAUUCUGACUGACAAGCUAGGGGAGAAAGACCCCCGGAGCCUGACCCUUUAUGUGGAAGUAGCCUGCAAUGGGCUCCUGGGGGCCGGAAAGGGAUCCAUGAUCGCAGCCCCUGAUCCAGAGAAGAUGUUCCAGGUGAGCCGGGCUGAGCUGGCCGUAUUCCACCGGGAUGUCUACAAGCUCCUGGUGGACCUGGAGCUCCUGCUGGGGAUCGCCAAGGGCCUCGGGGAGGACAACCAGCGCAGCUUCCAGGCCCUAUACACUGCCAACCAGAUGGUGAACGUAUGUGACCCUGCCCAGCCUGAGACCUUCCCAGUGGCCCAGGCCCUGGCCUCCAAGUUCUUUGGCCAACGUGGGGGUGAAAGCCAGCAUACCAUCCACGCCAUGGGGCACUGCCACAUUGACACAGCCUGGCUCUGGCCCUUCAAGGAGACCGUGCGGAAAUGUGCCCGAAGCUGGGUGACAGUCGUUCAGCUCAUGGAGCGGAACCCCGAGUUCAUCUUUGCCUGCUCCCAGGCGCAGCAGCUCGAGUGGGUAAGGAGCCACUACCCUGGCCUGCAUGCCCGGCUCCAGGAGUUCGCCUGCCGCGGGCAGUUUGUGCCCGUGGGGGGCACCUGGGUGGAAAUGGAUGGGAACCUUCCCAGUGGAGAGUCCAUGGUGAGGCAGUUCCUGCAGGGUCAGAACUUCUUCCGUCAGGAGUUCGGGAAGAUGUGCUCAGAGUUCUGGCUGCCAGACACAUUCGGCUACUCCGCGCAGCUGCCCCAGAUCAUGCGUAGCUGUGGCAUCAAGCGCUUCCUCACCCAAAAGCUGAGCUGGAACUUGGUGAACUCCUUCCCGCACCAUACCUUUUUCUGGGAGGGGCUGGAUGGCUCCCAGGUGCUGGCCCACUUCCCGCCUGGUGACUCCUAUGGGAUGCAGGGCAGUGUAGAGGAGGUGCUGAAGACAGUGGCCAAAAACCGGGACAAGGGACGGACCAACCACAGCGCCUUCCUCUUUGGCUUUGGGGAUGGAGGUGGUGGCCCCACCCAGACCAUGGUGGACCGCUUGAAGCGGCUGUGCAAUACCGACGGGCUGCCCAGGGUGCAGCUGUCCUCUCCGGAGCAACUCUUCUCAGCGCUGGAGGGCCACUCGGGGCAGCUGUGCACCUGGGUUGGGGAGCUCUUCCUGGAGCUACACAAUGGCACCUACACCACCCAUGCCCAGAUCAAGAAGGGGAACCGGGAGUGUGAGCGGAUCCUGCAUGACGUGGAGCUGCUCAGCAGCCUGGCCCUGGCCCGCAGUGCCCAGUUCCUCUACCCAGCUGCCCUGCUGCAGGAUCUCUGGAGGCUCCUGCUCCUGACCCAGUUCCAUGAUGUGGUGACUGGGAGCUGCAUCCAGCUGGUGGCAGAGGAAGCCAUGUGCCACUACGAAGACAUCCGUUCCCAUGGCAACACACUGCUCAGUGCUGCAGCUGCAGCCCUGUGUGCUGGGGAGCCAGGUCCCGAGGGCCUUCUCAUUGUCAACACGCUGCCCUGGAAGCGCACUGAAGUGCUGGCUCUGCCCCGGCCUGGUGGGGCCCACUGCUUAGCCCUGGUCACUGUCCCCGGCAUGGGCUAUGCUCCUGCCCCCGCCCCCACCUCACCGCAGCCCCUGCUGCCCCAGCAGCCUGUGUUCGUAGUGCAAGAGACUGACGGUUCUGUGACUCUGGACAACGGCAUCAUCCGAGUGAGGCUGGACCCAACUGGCCGCCUGACAUCCCUGGUGCUGGUGGCCUCCGGCAGGGAGGCCAUUGCUGAGGGUGCCGUGGGGAACCAGUUUGUGCUGUUUGACGAUGUCCCCCUGUACUGGGAUGCGUGGGACGUCAUGGACUACCACCUAGAAACACGGAAGCCAGUGCUGGGCCAGGCAGGGACCCUGGCAGUGGGCACUGAGGGUGGCGUGCGGGGCAGCGCCUGGUUCCUGCUGCAGAUCAGUCCUAAUAGUCGGCUCAGCCAGGAGGUUGUGCUGGACGUUGGCUGCCCCUAUGUCCGCUUCCACACUGAGGUGCACUGGCAUGAGGCCCACAAGUUCCUGAAAGUGGAGUUCCCUGCCCGUGUGCGCAGCCCCCAGGCGACUUACGAGGUCCAGUUUGGACAUCUGCAGCGGCCCACCCACUACAACACCUCUUGGGACUGGGCUCGAUUUGAGGUGUGGGCCCACCGCUGGAUGGAUCUGUCAGAGCAUGGCUUUGGGCUGGCUCUGCUCAAUGACUGCAAGUAUGGCGCGUCAGUACGGGGCAACGUCCUCAGCCUCUCGCUCUUGCGGGCGCCUAAGUCCCCUGACGCCACCGUGGACAUGGGGCGGCACGAGUUCACCUACGCGCUGAUGCCGCACAAGGGCUCGUUCCAGGACGCUGGCGUUAUCCCUGCUGCUUACAGCCUCAACUUCCCCCUGCUGGUGCUGCCCGCCCCGGGCCCGGCGCCCGCCGCCGCCUGGAGUGCCUUCUCAGUUUCCUCGCCCGCGGUCGUGCUGGAGACUGUCAAGCAGGCGGAGACCAGCCCCCAGGGUCGCACGCUCCUGCUGCGGCUGUAUGAGGCCCACGGCAGUCACAGCGACUGCUGGCUGCACACGUCGCUGCCGGUUCAGGAGGCCGUCCUCUGUGACCUCCUGGAGCGCCGCGACCCUGCUGGCCCUUUGCUCCUCCGGGACAACCGCCUGAAGCUCGCCUUUACUCCUUUCCAAGUGCGGUCCUUGUUGCUCGUUCUGCAGCCCCCACCGAACUGAGUCCCUGAGGGUGGGGUUUUGUUUGUGGAAGGCUUUGGCAGCGCCUCAGUUCUGCCUCCUGAGCCUGAAGCAAGGGUCAGUUAUCUCUUAAACAAUAAACCUUUGGCUCAGGAAACCUGCUGGUAGCCCCUGCUCAGUCCCCUCAGGGCCCAUCCUCAGGCUUUGAGGGGACAGUUUUUACCCCAGGUAUUU
Budorcas taxicolor (takin) is the source of this 3340-nucleotide messenger RNA. RefSeq names its product mannosidase alpha class 2C member 1 (gene MAN2C1). NCBI's taxonomy places the organism in Eukaryota, Metazoa, Chordata, Mammalia, Artiodactyla, Bovidae. The record is from RefSeq and is a predicted model, not a curated record. Bases 26 to 3148 code for a protein of 1040 amino acids. The transcript is spliced from 26 exons. Gene Ontology annotation, biological process: oligosaccharide catabolic process; mannose metabolic process. Gene Ontology annotation, molecular function: alpha-mannosidase activity; carbohydrate binding.